Syzygium oleosum is the source of this 1635-nucleotide messenger RNA. RefSeq names its product thaumatin-like protein 1b. Gene Ontology annotation, biological process: defense response. NCBI's taxonomy places the organism in Eukaryota, Viridiplantae, Streptophyta, Magnoliopsida, Myrtales, Myrtaceae. The transcript has 3 exons. Bases 144 to 1091 code for a protein of 315 amino acids. The record is from RefSeq and is a predicted model, not a curated record. Gene Ontology annotation, cellular component: extracellular region.
AGCCGCUUCUAAAUCUCUCCUAAUCCCAACAGAUUUCACCUUUCACGGGAGAGAGAGAGAGAGAGAGAGAGAAGGAGACAUUAUCCUCGUACAAAAGAAAUUUUGUGAUUGGUCACUCUCUCCUUUGCUCUUAGGUUAAGCCAAUGUCAAUGUCUGAAAUUGGAGGUGUUGCUUCCCUCCUCUUGCUCUUCUUCCAUGUCGUCGUGUUUUCAGGUGUGGAGUCAGCAACAUUCACGAUCCUCAACAAAUGCACCUACACCGUCUGGCCCGGCAUCCUCUCCGGCGCUGGUACCCCGCAGCUCUCCACCACCGGAUUCACCCUCCAGCCCGGCCAAUCCAACGCCAUCUCCGUGCCCGCGUCCUGGUCCGGCCGCCUGUGGGGCCGCACCCUCUGCGCCCAGAACGCCACUGAAGGCCGAUUCGUCUGUGUCACGGGGGACUGCGGCUCCCCAACAGUCGAGUGCUCGGGGUCGGGCGCGGUGCCCCCCGCCACGCUGGCCGAGUUCACCCUCAACGGAGCGGGUGGGCUCGACUUCUACGACGUCAGCCUAGUCGACGGCUACAACCUCCCCAUGUCAGUGGUGCCGCAGGGUGGGAAGGGCGGGAACUGCACGUCCACGGGCUGCGCCGCCGACCUGAACACCGGGUGCCCCAAGGAGCUCCAGGUGGACUCUGACGGCGGCGGGAGCGUGGCUUGUAAGAGCGCGUGCAACGCGUUUGGGGACCCGAAGUACUGCUGCAGCGGGGCCUACUCGACACCGGCCACAUGUAAGCCGAGCGCGUACUCGGAGUUCUUCAAGACGGCGUGCCCGAGAGCCUAUAGCUAUGCGUACGACGACGGGACGAGCACAUUCACUUGUGCAUCCGCCGAUUACGCCAUCACUUUCUGUCCUUCGCCAUCGACUAGCAGUGUGAAGACGGCAGGCGAUCAGUACGCAGAGGCGGCGCCGGCAUCCGACUCGUUGGCCCCCGCGGUGUGGAGCGCAUUGCAGGCCUCUGCAUCCGCCCGCACGGGAUCGACGCCCCCACCCUUCGUCGCCCUGGUCGCUGUGGCGGCAGUUUGGCAGUUGUUGCAACUACUGUCUCCCUGAUCACUGCUCGCGACGGCGACGUUCGGCCGGACGUUUACUCCCAAACCUUUUCUAUUUCCCGGUGGGCCCUUGCGCUCGGAAGGCCCACAACAAUUUUGGUAGACAACAAUUUCAGAAGACAACAUCCGCAACGUCGUCGAAAAUGUCAUUUUUCUUCUUGAUUUUCAAUCUUAUUUGAUUCCGGCAACGUAAAUGGCCGGUGAUAUUUGGUUUUAUGUGAUUUCUUUUUAUUAGGAGUUGGUAAAAUAUUUGUAAUUUUCUUAGUGGGGGGGUGUGGAUUUUGUAUGGGGUUCUGUUUUUUGGGUGGAAGAUGUGAUGGGAAUGGCUUCAUAUGCACGUAAAUUGUACGUCAUUGGUCACGCUUUCUCUUCAUAAGAAAGAAGACGCCAUGACUCAUGCUGUGAUCCAUUCUAAUUCUUGGCCUUUAAUUUAUUAGUGUUGGUUUAGAAGAGUAGACCUAGCAACAACAAUCAUUAGGUCAAAUUGUAAUAUAUAUUGGUUGCUUAUUUUCUGAUGUUAUCAGAAUUGAGUAGCGUUCUCAUUA